Molecule: messenger RNA, 1047 nt
Organism: Drosophila serrata
Lineage: Eukaryota; Metazoa; Arthropoda; Insecta; Diptera; Drosophilidae
Product: salivary endonuclease-like
Biological process (GO): apoptotic DNA fragmentation
Cellular component (GO): nucleus; mitochondrial inner membrane
Molecular function (GO): metal ion binding; single-stranded DNA endonuclease activity; RNA endonuclease activity
Source: RefSeq, a predicted model, not a curated record
AUGUGGAGACAUUUGCUGCCCAUUCUGGCACUCUGUGCUAUGGCCCAGGCCCAGUGCCGGUUCACCAGGGCCGAGGUCGAGAGAACCACUCGCAUCUUCAUGGUGCGUCUCCCUAAUCGGCAGCUCUCGUUAAAACGAACGGCAAGCUCACCUGUCGGCGAGGUCCUUCAGAUGUGGUGCAAUCCCCAGGACAUACGGGCAGCCACUUGCCAGCGGGCACAGGGCAACAGAGUGUCAUUCCGUCCCCCGCUACCCAUGACAUGUCAAAGGGCACCGGCGGCCUUGACCACACCGGUUCCGGAUCGCAGCUGCCCGGCCACCAUGUACCGGGUGGGCUAUAAUGUGGGUAACAACCAGUUCCUGGAGCUCUAUCGCGCCUGCUUCGACCGUAGAGCAGUUCGUGCAAUCUUCGUGGAUCAUCGGGUGUACGCCAAGACUUUCUUUGCCCAGCGACCUUGUGUGCAGUUCAGCUCAGAUGGAGUGAUCAGUCCAGCCGAUGAGGCGAGUUACACAACCCGGAACAUCUAUGCUACCUUCCGACGACUCUUUGGCAACCGUCAGACCUAUAUAGCCAACAACCAGGAUGUGGUGAUCAAUCGUGGACAUCUGGCCGCCUCGGCUGACUUCUUGUUUGGGGAUCAGAUGUGCUCCACCUUCAAGUAUGUGAAUGCUGUGCCGCAAUUCAAGGCCAUCAACGAUGGCAACUGGGAGGCCAUUGAGCGCUGGGUUCGCAGCUCGGUGACCGGCAAUCAGUUCGUAAAUGUGCGCACUGGAGCACGAGGUGUCCUUUCACUGCCCUCGUCCAGUGGACCCAAGAAUGUCUUCCUUAGUGGAAACAGGAACCCGGUGCCUCUCUGGAUGUACAAAAUAGUUCGCGAUGCUAACAACAGACCCAUAGUGGCCUUCCUAACGCUCAAUAACAUCUAUGCCCGCCAACGUCCGGCGGCACCGAAUUUCUGCCAGGCCGUCAAUUGUCCCAUCAAUUUGCCCAAUAAUGCCCGAUCUGGCUUCACCUUCUGUUGCAAUCCCGCCACUUUCAGACCCUAA